Cryptococcus wingfieldii CBS 7118 is the source of this 2940-nucleotide messenger RNA. RefSeq lists its product as hypothetical. The coding region runs from base 1 to 2940 and encodes 979 amino acids. Lineage: Eukaryota; Fungi; Basidiomycota; Tremellomycetes; Tremellales; Cryptococcaceae. The transcript has 4 exons. The record is from RefSeq and is a predicted model, not a curated record.
AUGGGCGACGCCGACCUGGACGACUCACAACUACUGGGACCGAGGGAGCGGCUAGCGGAGAACAUCAGAGUGCUGAGAGGGAGAUUGGAAGAGAGGGCGACGGGGCCUGGGGGCCAAGUGCUGCCCGAGUGGAUCACUUAUGUCCCAUACGAGACGACCAUAGACGGCGUGCCCAUCACCACUGGCAGCCUCGUCGAGCUUCCUCUCACUUACUAUGGCCCUUCUAUACCACUGGCGCAGGGCUGGACAUAUGGCGGAUCCACUUCGCCCGCUUCGACCGCUUCAUCUGCUUCAGCCACCUCGGGGCAAGAGUCUUUGGGGAGCUCGAGCUCGUCAGCCACAACUAGUUCACGGUCCUCGGCGAGGCCGUCUCGAUCCUCCGACCGAUCGCGCUCGAGGAGUAAUACUCGCACGAGCACUGCGAGCGAGGCAACGACGUCGGUGACUAGCGCUACGGAUUCGGCUAGUACGAGCCUGGCGAGAUCCUCAUCGGGAUCGGUCGUAUCCAGCUCUAGCUCCAGUCCUAGCUCUAGCUCUGCCACUCUUUCAUCGAGCUUAUCUAGUUUGACAACUCAAAGCUCGGUCAAUUCAACCUUCCCAACUGCCACCUCCACCUCCACCCUCGGCGCUGCCCCAACUUCGUCCCAUCGUCACCUACUAGCCCCUCUUCUCGCCACUCUUAUUCCCUUCGGCCUCGCCCUCCUGGCCCUCCUCAUUCUUCUCUACCUCUGGCGAAGAAAACGGCCGAAUAAGGAUGUUGGCUUCUUCCCAUGGCUGUUCACGCCGAAAGAGUGGGCGGCUGUCCCUGUCGUCACCUCCGACAAGCCAAGUGAGAAAAGGAAGGAAGGACCCCCAGCUGCAGUCCCCGCAGGACUACGCUCCCCAGACGAAAAGAGCGCCCUUCUCCCCGAUUUCAUCGCCCAACACCCCCGAAACUCGUCUUCCAUCUCCACCAUCGCCCCUCUCCCUCUUCCCAGACCAUCCACCUCUGCUGGCGAACACGACCCCGAGAUGAAAGACCUCGUGCAGCAAAACCAAUCUCUCCUGCAUCGUCUCACUCUCGGGCUGGGGUGGGCGCCUACGCCGUCGCAGAGACAUUCUGGGUCUUUUGAAGGGGUGAGACGGACGAGUGGAAAUACCGCCGAACGCGGGGAGAAUCCGAGCUCAGGAGUGGGCAUGGGAGGACGAAUGGUCUCUGGCGCUAUGGCAGGAGCCCUAGCUGCCGCCGGCGUCUUUGGCGUACGCAAAGAACGGUCAGCAGCGGGCUUGACCACGAGUUCAAGCGGGAAUGAGACGUCGGGGACGGGACAAAAGUAUGAGAGGGUGUUGGAUGAGGAUCAGCUGUUUUAUCGCGUGCCGCCGCAGACUUCGUCGUCGAAAGGGUCAAAUAACGAUUCGAGCUCGAGGUCUAGGCCGUCUACGGGGGGUGGGCGGUGGAAUAGGCAGCAGCCUGCUUUGCCGGAAGGUAGUUCCUCAGGGCACGAGACCCGGCCGAGUAUGACGUUCUCUGUCUCCGUGCCAGAGACGCCUGGGAGCAGACAUCUAUCGGAGCGAGAUAUGGACGUCGCCGAAUUUGGCCGCAACAUUCCCAUACCCCAAAUCUCGCCCAGCAAAGUCCGUCCAGUCAGCGGUGAACGCGAACAUAUGCGGUUCCCCAUCCCCCCCGGCUUGGCUUUUGCUCUGAAAAAACAGCCGAGGAGCAAAUCGUCUUUUGCAGAUGUGGGGAAAGACAAAGACAAGGAUUCGCGGACGAGUACUGAAACGUUCUAUUCUGCUCUGACUGGACGGGAACCGCCUGCCUACUCGCCCGAAUCGCCCCCCCGACCUCAAGGAUCGCCGAUCCAUCGGGAUAAUGAAGAUUACCGCCAUGCCAGUGUCUCGGUCUUUGGCAGCGUCCCAGCGACACCCGUACCGGCAGAGUGGGAAGGUACAGGGUCAUCGCAAUCCCAUACCGGCCAGUCCGACUCUCAAACUGGGCCCUUAUCACGAGAAACGUCUCCGCAUAAGAGUUUGUACGCCCCCUCGCCCGUAUCGCCAGCUUUGAUCUCGACGGCAAGGAGGUCUCAAGUCACGCCGGUGGGGGAUGAUGCGAUAAGGCCGAUGAGGCGGUUGUUUGGGCUGUCGCCUACGCCGAGGAGUAGUACGGAUUCGCGAGAACCUGUUUCCGCCAGAGGGGCAGAAGAAGGGGAGGGGGAUGAUAGUUGGAAAGGGGAGCCGCUGAUUGAUGAGAGGGAUUUGAGUACUAGUGGGGAUGGUGCUGGUGCGAGGGGAAGGGAGAGGGAGAGAGGGAGGAGGAGGAUGGUUGGGGAGUUUGGGCAAGGGUUGAAGAGCGUUCCUUUGGCCGGAGCAUCGAGGACACAGCAAGCACCUCUCCCGCACUCUCAUCAAGGUUCAAUCCACUCCUCCAACCUCUCUUCCAACCCCACCUCUCUCUCCCCAGCUUAUCCCACAACGUCAUCAUAUCAACCUUCUCCUCUUUCUCCCCUCGCGCCGAAAUCACCGCACUCGAUGAAAUCACACUCUUCCCUCGCGCAUUCACUUUCGAUAACGUCAACGUCGGCAUCGGUCUCGGCGUCGGGGUCGAGCAGUGGGCAUUCGGUGACGCAUAGUACGCAGGGACAGGGGGUGAGGGGGAAGAGGAGUGCGGCGUUGUUGGUUCCUGCUGGGGCUGUUGCUGUCAUUGCAGGAGGUGGGGGUGUACCGCCUGUCCCACCUGUCCCUGCUCCUGCUCCGGUGCCUAUGGUCGUACCAGCACAAGAAUAUAACGAGAAGGAGAAGGAAAAGCCGAUAGAGGAGGUGGAAGAAAAGCAGGAAUUGUUGGAAAAGACGCCCAAAAAGGAGAAGGAGGCAAAGACAAAGAGAUGGUCGCCUCCGAAACCUGUUGGUCCGCGGCCUGCUAGUGGGGAGAAGGCGACGAUAUGGGGUGGUUUGAAGAGAUGA